CCCGUCAGCGUGGUGCAGAACUUCCAGCCGGCCUUCCAGCAGUUCAUCGUGCCGGGUCUGGGCGGCAUGGUGAUGGCCGCCGACGGCACCGCCGCCCUGCUGCCUGAUGCCGGAGUCCAGCUGCAGGGGGUGCUGCCACCGCAGCCUUUCGCCGGGGCGACCGCGGGCGGUCUGGUCAUUCGAGCGACCGGAGUAGGCCAGGCGGGUGUCGGCGCCCAGGCGGCUGCCGGCAAGUUCUUGUCGCCGGCUCCCCCGCAGUUCCUGGUCAACGGGAAUGCCUUCAGUGGACAGCUCAGCCCACUGGUGGCAGCUGGAGUCAGCCCCACACAGCACCACCAGGUGACGUUCCAGACGACGACACAGCCGCAGGUGAGGCCAGAGUUCCUGCAGUGUGCGACGGUACAGCAGACGCAGGCACAGCAGGCGGGCACAGUGCACGCACAGCACCAGCACCAGCCGCAGCAGCAGGUGCCGCAGUCGCAGGCGCAGCAGUGCAGCGCCACUGUGGUGCAGCACAACACGACGAUAGUGCAGCAGCAGACGACGAUGGUGGCGUCCAGCCGCGGGCAGCUGCAAGUGGCGGGCCAGCAGCAGUCGCAGCCACAGACGGUCACCUUCCAGCCGCGCCCGCCGGCACCUGCCACGAAGCAGUCGGUUUCGACGCAGACGGCGGGAGCGUCGUGCCAGGGUCCGGUGCGCUCGUCGCCCCCCUGUGGGAGCGGCCAGCUGCAGCCGGCUCCCGCACCCACGCUGCUGCUGCUGUCGGGAGGACCGGGCCCGCCCCCGGACACUACGACCCACAGCCCGUCCUCUGGCCCCCAGCCGUCUGCCGCCGACACCACUACGGAAGGCCUGGCGUCGCCCUGCCCCGGACAGGGCGUCGCCGUCGCGUCCUCGAGUGGCACGGACGUAUCUGGCAUGCCCAUGGUGCACUGCGUGUCGUCGAGUAACGAGCAGGAACCUGCUGGGUACCAGGUAACCCCUGGCUCGGCCGCCAAGUACCCUCGCCCCGAUUCGUAUGCCGAGCCGCAGCCGCAGCACUACCGGCAACAGACCCAGCAGAGCGCCGCUACGGGGCGCAGGAAGGCCGCCGACGGACACCGCCACGGCGGCCCAGAGGGAGUCUCAAACUGAACAGCCCACAGGAAAGUGCCAUCCUGCAAGUGAUACCGGACCUGGACCGAAUUUCGCAGAGACGAGUGGCAGACAGUGGAGGGGGCCCGGGUGCCACUGCGCGGUGACCUCU
This is a messenger RNA of Schistocerca nitens (vagrant locust), 1246 nucleotides long. RefSeq lists its product as uncharacterized. NCBI's taxonomy places the organism in Eukaryota, Metazoa, Arthropoda, Insecta, Orthoptera, Acrididae. Bases 67 to 1134 code for a protein of 355 amino acids. The transcript is spliced from 6 exons. The record is from RefSeq and is a predicted model, not a curated record.